Messenger RNA from Kwoniella mangroviensis CBS 8507, 750 nucleotides. RefSeq lists its product as uncharacterized. Lineage: Eukaryota; Fungi; Basidiomycota; Tremellomycetes; Tremellales; Cryptococcaceae. The record is from RefSeq and is a predicted model, not a curated record. The transcript has 5 exons. The coding region runs from base 1 to 750 and encodes 249 amino acids.
AUGAAUGAAAACGAUAUUCUUGUUCCCGCUUCGUCUGACGACGAACAACCUGAAAACCCAGAAAAAAACACUACAACCGGUCAAACCAGCAGUACGACCUCUGGCGAUCAUGUAGGAGAAGCUGACACUUCGAGUAAGAGCAAGAAGAAGGGACCUGGGAAAGGGAAGCAAGCGAAGGAUCCUGGGAAAAGAAGGCGAAAAUUUGACGACAAAGCUGGUCGACACGAGCUGAUGCAGGAAGCUGCAGAAUCAACUGCGGUCAAAGGUCAAGAGGAUGAUAAGGUCGGGAAAGAGAAGGGGAAGGGGAAGGAGGUGGAUAAGAAAGAAGAGAAGGGUAAGAAGGCUGAAAAAGAGGAAGAAGAGUGGGAGUUGGAUAUCCCUUGGAUUCAUCCCGACAAUAGAAGUCGAGCUACGGGUAUGAGUGGUGCACUAGAUGAUCAGACAUGGUAUGAAGUUAGGAGGUCUCAAGUAUUUGGUACAAAUGUCGAACGCGGAGGCUGUAUGAGAUGCCGAAUGAGAGGUUUGGCAUGCGAUAUGGCCAGUCCAUGUGGUAACUGCGUUCAUACCUUGCAUCCAGAGGGCUGCUUCCCUGACGUAACUGAGUGUCUACCCGAAGAUGACGAAGUUCGAUCAGCAUCUCGACGAUAUGCUCUUGCUUUUGCUGGCUAUCAAAAGCAUGUUGAGAAGAAACGAGCUGAACCUGCUAAGCCAAAUACCAUAUCUGAUUUCUUCAAACCAAAGGGUAGAUGA